Molecule: messenger RNA, 1749 nt
Organism: Pistacia vera
Lineage: Eukaryota; Viridiplantae; Streptophyta; Magnoliopsida; Sapindales; Anacardiaceae
Exons: 11
Coding region: 276-1571 (431 amino acids)
Biological process (GO): regulation of starch metabolic process; starch metabolic process
Cellular component (GO): starch grain; chloroplast stroma
Molecular function (GO): starch binding
Source: RefSeq, a predicted model, not a curated record
AAAUCCCGGGAUUCGCAGCCGUAGCCGAACAAACGCUAACCGAUCUGAUCUCUCUCUUCGAAACUCAAAAACUCGAAAACUCAGAAACCAUUUCUAUUUCUUCUCUACUCGAACUUCAAGUCCCCUCUUCUUCAAAUGUACCCAACACAAAGAUUCCCCGAAAUUCCCUCUACUUUUCCCAUUGGCUUAUUUUUGAAUUUCUCUUCUUAAUUUUUAUUUUCUAUAAAUAAACUCAAUUUCCCAUAACAUUUCACCCUAUGGCAUUUUCGUAAUCAAUGGCGGCUACUUCUACUGCUCAGCUCGAUUUCAGACUGAGGGAUAUCUCUUGUUUACAUUAUAACAGUAACAAUGGAUUGAAAGAGCUGAGGAAGAGGAAGAGACUUUGUUUUUCGGGACACCGAACCCGGGUGGCUCGAAUUACUAGUUGUUGCUCUGACUCGGCUGUUCCGAUUCGGAGAAAGACUGGGGAGAUGUGUGAGGAACGGCGGUUCGAUCAGAAAAAGACUUCUCACAGAGUCCGAAUUCAAGCCUCCUCCGCAUUGCCCUUUGCUUCUACUCAAUCUUGUUUUGCUUCCAAACAAGAAAAAAUUUCUCCUCGUUGUACCCCAAGGAAUUCAGGUCCACAAUCUCGCGACAGUCCGCCAAAAAGAGACACGGGUAUUGCAAACGAGAAGGACUGGGGCAUCAGUUUGUUAAAUGAAAAUGUUAAUGAGUCUGGUACUAAUGAGGAUGGGAGUACUUGGUAUAGAGAAAGUGGGGAGGACCUGGGCGAGAACGGAUACCGAUGUAGAUGGACAAGAAUGGGAGGUCAAUCUCAUGAUUGUUCCUCUGAAUGGAAAGAAACGUGGUGGGAGAAAAGUGACUGGACGGGAUACAAAGAGCUAGGUGUGGAGAAAUCUGGAAGAAAUGCUGAAGGUGAUUCAUGGUGGGAAACAUGGCAAGAGGUGCUCCAUCAAGAUGAAUGGAGCAAUUUAGCAAGGAUAGAGAGAAGUGCCCAGAAACAAGCCAAAUCAGGCACUGAAAAUGCUGGAUGGUAUGAGAAAUGGUGGGAAAAGUAUGAUGCUAAAGGUUGGACUGAGAAAGGGGCACAUAAGUAUGGUAGACUGAAUGAACAGUCAUGGUGGGAGAAGUGGGGAGAGCAUUAUGAUGGAAGAGGAUCUGUUCUCAAAUGGACAGAUAAAUGGGCUGAAACUGAAUUAGGAACCAAAUGGGGAGACAAGUGGGAAGAGAAGUUCUUUGCUGGCAUUGGUUCACGUCAAGGGGAGACAUGGCAUGUAUCUCCGAGUGGUGAACGUUGGUCAAGAACAUGGGGAGAGGAACAUUUUGGAAACGGGAAAGUUCACAAAUAUGGCAAAAGCACAACAGGUGAAAGUUGGGAUAUUGUUGUGGAUGAGGAAACCUAUUAUGAGGCUGAACCUCACUACGGAUGGGCUGAUGUGGUGGUGGAUUCAAGCCAAUUACUAUCAAUCACACCUCGGGAGAGGCCGCCUGGUGUCUACCCAAGUCUAGACUUUGGUUCAUCAACUUCUAUAGAUGACGAUCAACCAGACUUUUUGCCACCAUCGUCAUAAUGAACUACUUUUACUUUUUACUUUUUACUUUUUAGUCUCAUUAUUUUGUUUUAUUUUACGAGGUUCAAAAAUCAUUUAAAUGCAAUCAUAUUGGUGGAAAUACUCUUGUAACUGGAUAUUUUUGAAUUUUUGUUCAAUUCUUUUUUUUUUUAAUAAUUAAUUCCUUCAUUUUAAGCUU